Messenger RNA from Pseudo-nitzschia multistriata, 4216 nucleotides. The record is from the annotation of a GenBank genome assembly. NCBI's taxonomy places the organism in Eukaryota, Bacillariophyta, Bacillariophyceae, Bacillariales, Bacillariaceae.
ACAAUAAUGACGACGACAAGGAGAAGGGCUUCUCCGUCGCGGGGGGACCAAUGUCAAAUUCAAGGACAGGCCGGUAUCAUCAGACUGGUAACAGUAGCAUUUGUCCUCACGACAUUCUUUCAUCGCUCUGGUGAACAAUUCUUGCUGCUGGAUUGUACGACUCAUGCAUUCGUUCAAAAAAAUGCUGUAUCUCAUGGAAAACAUCCUUCUGAAAAACCAUACCGGUUUCAUUUGGAAUAUGCGACAACGACAACGACAACGACAACGACAACGACAACGACAACGACAACGACAACGACAACGAAAAUAAGUUCAUUAGAAAUGAGAAGCACCGGUUCAUACCUCGAUAUUUCGAUUGAUCCAUUGGUGGCAAGAAUUUUUGAGGACGAACGGGAAAGUUUAGAGGAUGAAAGUGAUGACCUGUUCAUGGAAUCCCUUCGCAGUGUCAAAUCCGGAAUUUUAGAAUCUUCUCGGGGAAUGUUUGUUUGGCGGCAGACCCUAGCCAAGGGACGGUUGCCGACUGAAUCAGACUUUGCCAAUCCCACCUCUUCCGUGCGAUUUUGGCCUCCAGCGCCGCUCUUUUCCUGUUUGCUAGAUGCUGCGAAUUCUCUGCAGCUUUCUCGCCUAGCGCUGCGCCAUCCAGAAACUAUACCGAUGAUCCUUCGGUCAAUUUUGCGAAAGACGUUUGAUUAUGCCCGUCGGAGGAUAGACAAGAAAAUCGACGCGAUCGACAGCGGCGAUGAAGAAAAGGAAGACGAGGACGAGAACUAUUCAUACGAUUGGGAAAGGGACACUGAAAGCAGUGCUAGAGAUGAAGAGGAGUUUCUUUUCCCUCUAGAUUCUCUUCUGAAUGACGACGACAUAGCCCGAGAUGUUGCAGAAAGUCUUGUUGAAGAAUGGAGUGAGGUAGUAAAGGGUGUGAGUCUCAUGGAUGACAUCUUUGGAUUUGAUCAUGAUUUACUUUCAUCAGGUGAAGAAGACGACGGCGAUGGAGAUGAUGACGGAGGUGCCGCCGGUGCUGCCAUGGGUUUUGGAAUGCGUGACGGGAUUUGGUCUCACACGGGUUGGCAGUUGAUCCCUGAUUUGCAGCAACAAAUUUCGGAUAUUCCAGAAUUGAAUGAUCUCGUGCAAAAGUUGGGACGUCGACCCAGUGCAGAAGAGGACGGCAGCAAUCGUCGCCGGUUUGAAAAAUUUGCUCCUCGAAAACCGCAUCCAGAGGGUGGUCUUGGGGCCGAAUUCGAUCCUUGUUUGCGUCGGGAGUCGGUGUCGGGCAUCGCGCUAUCGGGGAAUCCCUCUGAGAUGCUUCCUUCCGAAGCAGUACUUCUCCGUUCUCGCGUUGACAUCGACGAGAAAGGGACGUCAUCUUCUAAGGUACUUCGAAGAUUGUUUCUGGCCAAAAUGGCCGAAUCCAAACUUCAAAGUUACGAACUUUCCGGCUGGGCCGAUAUCCCAAGUAUGCCGAGGGAAAACCCACUCUAUCUGAAUCGCCUACCCUCAGCACCUGGUGGACCAAUCAUCGUGUGCCUAGACACUAGUUGGUCAAUGUCGGGAAACAGAGAGUCUUUAUCGAAGGCUGUUGUUUUGGCCUGCGUCAUAGAGGCACGCAGACAGGGACGCGAAUGCCAGGUCGUUUCAUUCUCGACAGAGCGAAAAGUGAUGGAAACUGGGGUAAUCACAGCAAACUCUGAAGGCAUCAAACGUUUGUUAGCAUUUCUUUCCCAUUCUUUCGGCGGUGGUACUGACGUGACCGGAGCCUUGAAAUUUGCAAUCGAAGCUCUAGAAAGCGAUGAUAAUGAACUGUCAAACAACGGUACUCGUACAGAAAAUUUCUGCAUGGAAGCAGCAGACAUUUUAUUAGUCACCGAUGGAGAAAUUCCGGAUCCCCCGGUCCCACUUGAGGUCAUGGAAUCUAUUGAUAGAUUGAAAACGUUGAAGGGUAUUGAGUUACACGGGUUGUUGAUCGGCAAGUCCGAGAGCAAACCACUGUCACGCGUAUGCACCCACACUCACGAUUUCCUAUCGAAGUAUAGUAUUCCAUCUGCGUUUACAAAUGCUGGACUUAAUGUCCAUUCUUCAACUCAUAAUGUCCUUCGGCAACAAGGGCAGAUGAGUACAACGCAGCUGUAUGCUAAGAGGUCAUAUUAUGACGACGACGACGACGACUAUAGUUAUGGUCGUAAACGCAAAAGUCAAAAAAAAGGCAAACGAAAAUGGGAUGUGCAGGAUGAAGAUGAGGAAGAUUACGAGGGUUCGUGGAUGAAAACGACUGAAGGAAGGAAUCCUAGUUUCGGCGGAAUGAUUGAGGGAAAAAUGAAAGGUAUGGAUGACGAUGAUCAAGUUUUGGGAUUGGGUGAAGGUAAGAAUGAUGUUGAGACUACUAAGUCAGUCUUUGCCGUAUGCAAUCGUUUGUUGUAGUAAGAAGAAAUCUCUAAAAUUAAUGUCUCUCUAUAGACAGUGUCGACGAGGAAUUUUCAAUUCUGCAAAAAGAAGCCGCUGAUACAGUUGUAAGAAAGCUUUGGACUGAAGAAAAGCUCGCCGAAGAGAGGGCAGCCAGUGAUGAAUGUUGGGAGGCACACACACACCUCAAUGCUGCUGUCGCUAGAGUGGAAGAUGGAUUGGUGGAAAGAGGAGAAGAUGCACGUCUCGUGGUGUUGGCAAUGAUCGCAAACGAACAUAUCCUUCUUUUGGGAAAGCCUGGGACAGGUAAAUUCGACGUAUUUUGAAGCUGUAAACCGUCUGAAAUUGUUGAAAAUAAUUACAGACAACUUAUUCUGAUCUUGCAUACCGCACUUCUUUCGAAAUGUUUGCAGGGAAGUCAAUCUUGGGUCUUCGGCUUGCAAAGCUGUGUGAAGGAACUUUCUUCCAACGGCUUCUCACUCGUUUCACAACUCCGGAAGAAUUAUUUGGACCCUUGUCUCUGAAGUCUCUUGAGAAUGACGAGUAUCGCAGAGUGACAUCUGGGUUUCUACCUACAGCUGAUAUAGCCUUCCUUGACGAAAUUUUCAAAGCAAACAGUGCAAUCUUAAACACAUUGUUGACAAUUUUGAACGAACGCAAGUUUGACAACGGCGGAAGUAGAGAAUCGUGCCCUAUGAGAUGCGUCGUGGGAGCUUCGAAUGAACUGCCUGACAGCGAAGAGCUUGUUGCAUUGUACGACCGAUUUCUCAUUCGGAAGGAAGUGAUGAGGGUAUCCGACCAAGGUGUUUUGGAACUCUUGUCCAUGUCCAAUCCUGGAGAAUCUUCGUGCACAACAAAUAGUGACGAAGGCUGUGACAUCCCGCUCGUUAGUGAUUUAGAUGGCAUUAUCGAUUCGUUGUCAUCAGCCGCGGAUUCAAUAGUUAUGGACGACGAUGCCUGCGAAUUAAUGCGGGACAUGAGAUCUUUUUUGUUGGAAAAUCACGGCAUAGAAAUCAGCGACAGGCGUCUUGUAAAAGCUGCCCGGCUCUUGAAAAUUAGUGCUGCAUCGGACGGGAGGAAAAAAGUGGAUACCGUAGAUUUUCUUCUGCUGCAGCACUGCUUUUGGAACGAGCCAAGUCAACGAGCAAUCAUUCGCGAGUGGAUGUGGGACAAUCUAACUCCUUCGGACGGCGACACCGGCACAUCUCCAAACCAGAUACGAUUCCUUCUCGAAAAUCUGAGAAAGGAAAUCCGGUCAACCCUGCGCAAGACCAACGGUUGCAUCGACGGAUCUUUGGGAGGAACACCCGAUGACAUUGCCAGCCUCGAUGUUUUGAGGGAAGAGUCCGAACGCAUUGCAACGAUUGCACAGCAGAGGCUCGACGCCCUGGCUCGACACAUGGAGCUGGUACGGACCUCCGGUGAUUUUACGUGGAUUGAACCGGACGACGCCAGCGCAAUCCAGCAGCUGCUUCUUCCCCGAGCAGAGAUGGUCUGGCCCCAGCUGAAAAAGGUGGCGGAGGAUGCCAUCGCCCUGUGGAUGGCAAUAUCGCCUCCGAGUUCGUCCCGGAUCCCAAACGAGCUCCGGGAGAGUGUCAUCGAGAUGCUGUGGGAAGACGGCAGCACGCUGGCCAGGGCCUUUACCGACGACGAGCUCCAAAUCAGCUCGAAAGAAGCAAAAGCAAAGUACGAUCUAGAAACCUUUCGAAGAUGGAAGAGGACCAAGAAAAAGGCCAACAAGGCAUCGAAAUAAAAAUGGCUCAAUUUCGGUAUUUUUGGCUCUUUAUUAGAUCUCUGGGAAUCAAAACUCCUGCUUUUC